AUGGUACUAGACAGCAGCAGAAGGGCCGCUGCCGAGUGUGUUUCCGAAGAAGCACUCAUCCACCUAAAAUACUACAAAUAUUCCGCCGUCGACAAGUCCCCCAUAUCAAACUAUGUCCUCAAGCACUGGUGGAAUGCGUUUGUGGAGGUUCUGCCAUUAUGGGUCGCCCCAAACAUGGUGACCCUUCUAGGCUUCUUUUGCAUCUUGAUUAAUGUCGCCCUUUUGGUCAUCUAUAUGCCGGAUCUCGUGGGACCUGGCCCAACAUGGUUAUACUUCAGCUUUGCGCUCGGUCUCUUCAUGUACCAGACUUUCGACAACGUGGACGGCAAACAAGCGAGACGUACCGGCACAUCCAGCGGACUGGGAGAGCUCUUCGACCACGGCAUUGACAGCUUGAACUGCACCUUGGCCAGCUUGUUGGAAACCGCCGCAAUGGGUCUCGGGACCUCCAAGUCUGGUGUCUUCACCGCUCUCGUACCUUGCCUGCCCAUGUUCUUCUCGACAUGGGAGACCUACCACACGCACACCCUCUAUCUCGGAGUCAUCAACGGACCGACUGAAGGACUCCUGCUUGCCUGCAUGUUCAUGAUCCUGUCUGGGAUUUAUGGACCGGCUGUUUGGACCGAACCGCUGGUUGAUCUCGCCGAGGGUCGUGUCUACCUACUUAGUAACCUAGGUUUGACAAAAGACACUAUUGGCGACCUGUCGAUCCGGGACAUCUGGGUGGGACUGAUCAUCUUCUCGCUGCUGGCCACCCACAUUCCGUUUUGCGUUUUGAACGUCGUCAAGGCUCGGAGAGCUCGCGGCCAGCCCGUGGCUCCCGUCUUCCUCGAAUGGACCCCCAUGGCCAUCUUCACCUUUAGCAUCGGCGCCUGGGUCUACAGCCCAUACUCGUACAUCCGCACCGACAACCACCUCGUUCUUUUCUGCAUCAUCAUGAGCUUCGUCUUUGGCCGCAUGACGACCAAAAUGAUUCUUGCACACCUUACCAAGCAGCCAUUCCCCUACUGGACCGUCAUGCUGUGGCCGCUUGUUGGUGGCGCCGUCAUGGCCAACCUCCCUCGCAUUGGACUUCCGGCCGUCUCAGCGGAGUAUGAACACAUGUACCUGGUCUCUUACUUGGGCUUUGCGGCGAUUGUCUACUUCCGCUGGGCUUAUCUCGUCACGACGAGCAUUUGCAACUCUUUGGGCAUCAACUGCUUGACCAUCCCUUACGAAAAGCAGAUGGAGAACAAGAGAAAGGCAGCCGGUAUCAUCAACGGCUUGCGCCAAAGAAGGAUUAAUUGA
This is a messenger RNA of Podospora anserina S mat+, 1287 nucleotides long. RefSeq lists its product as uncharacterized. The record is from RefSeq and is a predicted model, not a curated record. Gene Ontology annotation, cellular component: membrane. The transcript is spliced from 4 exons. NCBI's taxonomy places the organism in Eukaryota, Fungi, Ascomycota, Sordariomycetes, Sordariales, Podosporaceae. Gene Ontology annotation, molecular function: phosphotransferase activity, for other substituted phosphate groups. Gene Ontology annotation, biological process: phospholipid biosynthetic process. Bases 1 to 1287 code for a protein of 428 amino acids.